Molecule: messenger RNA, 1962 nt
Organism: Xenopus laevis (African clawed frog)
Lineage: Eukaryota; Metazoa; Chordata; Amphibia; Anura; Pipidae
Gene: ugp2.S
Product: UDP-glucose pyrophosphorylase 2 S homeolog
Biological process (GO): UDP-alpha-D-glucose metabolic process; glycogen biosynthetic process
Molecular function (GO): uridylyltransferase activity; UTP:glucose-1-phosphate uridylyltransferase activity
Source: RefSeq, marked predicted
CGAGGAAGUGUCCAAGCGCUUUGCGGGGGUGGCACCGCGUCCAAUCACUAGACAUUAGUUGUCCAUCCGCUGAAGUGUCCAAGUUUGUCCCCUGCUGGAGACUCGGGAAUCUGCUGCUGCCAAACUGCUCUCACUCCUCUCGGCCAUUCCCGUGACAGCGGCUGCCUCGCCUCUAACAUCCGAACGGACAGACAUGACUUCCUUUCCGGGAGGUUUAAGGAAAGCAAUGGCAGGCGGUGGACUGUUACAGUUCCAGGAGGCCAUCAGAGAGGAGUUGGAAGAAGCCAUGAAGGCAGACUUGGAAAAAAUUCUCUCCACUGCCCCUGAAUCAGAAAUAGAGCACACAAAGAAAGACCUGGCUGGGUUUCAGAAAUUGUUCCACAGAUUUCUACAGGAAAAAGGUCCAUCAGUCGACUGGGGAAAGAUCCAGAGACCUCCGGAGGAUUCUAUUCAGCCAUACGAGAAGAUAAAGGCGAAAGGUCUCCCCGAGAACAUCACGUCCGUCCUAAACAAGCUGGUUGUGGUGAAGCUUAAUGGCGGUUUGGGUACGAGCAUGGGCUGCAAAGGUCCCAAAAGCCUGAUUGGAGUUCGGAAUGAAAAUACUUUCCUAGAUCUUACUGUGAAGCAAAUAGAGCACUUGAAUACAACGUACAACACAGAUGUUCCCCUGGUCCUGAUGAACUCUUUCAACACAGAUGAAGAUACCAAGAAAAUCCUACAGAAAUACAGUCACUGUCGAGUGAAGAUUCAUACUUUUAAUCAGAGCAGGUACCCGAGGAUAAGUAAAGAGUCUUUAUUACCCGUUGCCAAAGACUUGUCGUAUUCUGUGGAAAAUGCUGAGAGCUGGUACCCCCCUGGCCACGGUGAUAUCUACUCCAGCUUUUAUAAUUCCGGCCUCCUGGACAGACUCAUCGGGGAAGGGAAGGAGUACAUCUUUGUUUCCAACAUUGACAAUCUCGGGGCCACAGUGGAUCUUUAUAUCCUAAACCAUCUCAUGAAUCCACCAAAUGGCAAGAGAUGUGAAUUUGUUAUGGAGGUGACAGACAAAACAAGGGCUGAUGUUAAGGGUGGGACCCUCACUCAAUAUGAAGGGAAACUGAGGCUGGUGGAAAUUGCCCAAGUGCCCAAAGCCCAUGUUGAUGAGUUUAAAUCGGUCUCAAAGUUUAAGAUCUUCAACACAAAUAAUUUGUGGGUUUCCUUAUCUGCGAUCAAGAGGCUACAAGAAGCCAACGCCAUCGACAUGGAAAUCAUCGUUAAUCCCAAGACUUUGGAUGGGGGAUUAAAUGUGAUUCAGCUGGAGACGGCCGUUGGAGCAGCUAUUAAGAGUUUUGAAAAUUCUUUGGGUAUAAAUGUUCCUCGAAGCCGUUUCCUUCCAGUAAAGACCACGUCAGACCUUCUGCUCGUCAUGUCCAACCUGUACAGCCUUCAGGCCGGCUCCCUGACGAUGAGCGACAAGCGAGAGUUCCCCACCGUCCCACUCACUAAACUGGGAAGCUCCUUUACUAAGGUACAAGACUACUUGAAGAGGUUUGAAAGUAUCCCAGAUAUGCUGGAACUGGAUCACCUCACUGUGUCCGGAGAUGUCACAUUUGGGAAAAAUGUUUCACUUAAGGGGACUGUAAUUAUAAUUGCAAAUCACGGAGACAGAAUCGACAUUCCUCCCGGAGCCGUAUUAGAAAACAAGAUCGUGUCUGGAAACCUUCGGAUCCUGGAUCACUGAGCUCCGACCCUUUUUUUUAUGGAUGAUGUAGAAUUCCGGCAAGUGUUCUACACGUGGAUCUCUAGUUUUUAAUUCUGACCCCCCGCUGUACCUCGCAGUAUUCUCAUGUGUGUGAUAUUCUUUAUUUAUGACACAGCCAGAAAGCAAUAUGUAAACAUUUAGUCUAAACACAAAUCUGCUCAUGUGGAAAGAAACUUCAAGUGCAAUAUUGUCCUAAACUGGGAAAUAAAAGGACAAACAGA